This is a messenger RNA of Motacilla alba alba, 784 nucleotides long. The record is from the annotation of a RefSeq genome assembly. Lineage: Eukaryota; Metazoa; Chordata; Aves; Passeriformes; Motacillidae.
AUGGCUCACCAAGCACACUCUUACCAUAUAGUAGACCCCAGCCCGUGACCUAUCCUCGGAGCUGCCGCCGCCCUCUUAGUCACCUCAGGAUUGACAAUAUGAUUCCACUACAACUCCCCCCGACUCCUAAUCCUAGGACUACUCGCCACCAUCCUAGUUAUAUUCCAAUGAUGACGAGAUAUUGUACGAGAAAGCACAUUCCAGGGCCACCACACCCCCAUAGUACAAAAAGGACUACGAUACGGCAUAGUCCUAUUCAUUACAUCAGAAGCCUUCUUCUUCCUAGGCUUUUUCUGGGCCUUCUUCCACUCAAGCCUAGCCCCCACUCCAGAACUAGGAGGACAAUGACCACCCGUCGGAAUUAAGCCCCUAAACCCCAUGGAAGUCCCCCUCCUAAACACCGCCAUUCUCUUAGCCUCAGGAGUUACUGUCACAUGAGCACACCACAGCAUCACAGAAGCAAACCGAAAACAGGCAAUCCAAGCCCUCCUACUAACAGUCCUUCUAGGCUUUUACUUCACAGCCCUCCAAGCCAUAGAAUACUACGAAGCCCCCUUCUCCAUCGCCGAUGGAGUCUACGGCUCAACCUUUUUCGUCGCCACUGGAUUCCACGGGCUGCAUGUGAUCAUUGGCUCUACAUUCCUACUAGUAUGCCUGCUACGCCUAAUCAAAUACCACUUCACAUCAAACCACCACUUUGGGUUCGAGGCAGCAGCCUGAUACUGACAUUUCGUAGACGUUGUAUGACUAUUCCUCUACAUUUUCAUCUACUGAUGAGGAUCUU